Messenger RNA from Myripristis murdjan (pinecone soldierfish), 6675 nucleotides. It is a transcript of the gene pde4ca, whose product is annotated as phosphodiesterase 4C, cAMP-specific a. The record is from RefSeq and is a predicted model, not a curated record. The transcript has 16 exons. Gene Ontology annotation, biological process: signal transduction. NCBI's taxonomy places the organism in Eukaryota, Metazoa, Chordata, Actinopteri, Holocentriformes, Holocentridae. Gene Ontology annotation, molecular function: 3',5'-cyclic-nucleotide phosphodiesterase activity. The coding region runs from base 1174 to 3375 and encodes 733 amino acids.
UCUCAGGAGAGAGGAGAAGAGAGAGUAGAGACAGAUAUGGACCACUGACAGGGACUGGGACUGCCCACUCCAGGGACCAUCCGAUGGGAUUAUAACAGUUUUUCCUCCCUCUCCUUACUCUUCCAGCUCACUUUUUUUCCACUAACAAUAAGUCUGCACAGUCUGUUGGUCUUGAAGUAAAUUCUGUUCAGACAGACAGUACUGUACCAAGGCUGUUUGACCUGCGUUUGUAAAGACAGAAAAUAUCUGGAGCCUCUUUUCAAGGAAUUCCGUUUUGUCAGUUGCAGCUCAUUUGGAAGAAUCCAAGCUUGCCGUUUCCUAUUUUGGAAUACAAGGGGAGAAAAAAAACAGAAGACAAGCGUUUAUCUUGGCUUGUCUGCGCUGAGCUGAAAGGAAAACGAUUGGGGAAUUAGUCCCAGAUGAGCGCUGACAGCUGACACCAUCGUCAAUUUCACUUGAUUUGAUUUGGGCCCAUAGCUUCACUGUCUGUGAGAUGUUAACUCGCUCUGUGAUAGGUUUUAACAGACAAGACUCUUUACCUUUUUAGGUGGUACACACACAUUCAUGCAUACACAUACGCACAUAAAUACAUAGCUAAAAAAAUUUUGAUUCUUCUUUUUCCACAAAAACAAAUGGACAUAUCAUCAUAUUCUGGGACCAGACGCUGAACUGCAAAGUGAAUGCCCAGCUUGAUGCACUUUGAACAGCUCAUUUUGCACUGAUUUGCAAGUGAUGAGCAUUUUUUUAAUCAAAUUAUUGAUGCUUUUUUUUUAAAUCUCAGAAAUACAGAGGGGACUCAUCAGGCCUGACGUUGGUUUGCACACCAGUGACUGAUUGUUGGCUUUAAAUUCUUUUCUGUCCUGAUGUUUCUAAUAAGUGCAACUUUGCUGUUUUGCUGUUUUGCUCUUUUGCAUUUUGACAACUCUGUUUUGUUUUUGUGGCUACUGGAUCUGUUUUACCUGCAUGUUUUAUUUACAAGGGAACUGUCUCGCUUUACCGUAACGUAAAACCACAACAAACGGAAUCGGACAGCUGCAUUUUAAAUUUGUGACAGCAUGGGAGUUUGGGUCACGUCAGAGAAGUUACAUUCCAUUUUUGUUUAUCCUUUGCCACCAAACGCUGUUAUUUUGACAUUUUUUUGAAUUCAACGCUCUGUCUGAACCAACCAGUGCAAUGAUGAACAAAGACUCUCGCUUUUCAAGGAAGAUGCAUGGCAGCUUCUCCACACGCAGGCACUCAUGCAUUGGUUUUGAUGUGGAGAAUGGCUUGUCAGUGGGGCGCAGCCCCUUGGACCCACAGGCCAGCCCUGGCUCUGGUCUGGUCAUACAGGCCAACUUUCCCCACAGCCAGCGGCGUGAGUCCUUUCUCUACCGCUCUGACUCAGACUUUGACCUGUCGCCCAAGGUUCCGUCCAGAAACUCCUCCACUGCCAGUGACCUGGAAGAAAGCUUGAAGCACUGGGAAGUCAACUGGUUGUCAUCUCGACACACAGAAGACAUGAUUGUAACACCAUUUGCACAGGUCCUUGCCAGCCUUAGGACUGUCCGUAGUAACUUUGCAGUGAUAACCGGCCAGCAGGAUCGCACAGCCAGCAAGACACGCUCCUCGGGCAGCAACCCACCAUCCAUGUGCAAGACCAGCCUUGCAGAGGAGCCUCACCAGCAGCUGGCCAUCGAGACACUGGAUGAGCUCGACUGGUGUCUGGAUCAACUAGAGACUCUCAAAACGCGACACUCUGUCAGCGAGAUGGCUUCCAACAAGUUCAAGAGGAUGCUGAACCGAGAGCUCACUCAGCUGUCAGAAACCAGCCGUUCAGGGAACCAGGUGUCUGAGUUCAUUUCCAGCACCUUUCUAGAGAAGCAACAUGAUAUGGACAUCAUGUCUCCCCCCACCAAGGAGAAGGACAAGAAGAAGUUGCCCAUGUCUCAGAUCAGUGGUGUGAAGAAGGCCACCCACAGUCCCAGCCUCGCCCCCUCCACCAUCCCUCGCUUCGGGGUCAGCUCCAGCCAGGAAGGACUGCUAGCCAAGGAGUUGGAGGAUAUAAACAGAUGGGGCAUUGAUAUUUUCAAAGUGUCUGAGUACUCUGGGAACCGACCACUAACGGUGACCAUGUACACCAUCUUCCAGGAACGUGACCUGCUAAAGUCAUUCAAGAUCCCAGCAGAUACUUUCAUUACCUUCAUGAUGACAUUGGAGGACCAUUACCAUGCUGACGUGGCCUACCACAACAACAUCCAUGCUGCAGACGUGGUCCAGUCUACACAUGUUUUAUUGUCCACGCCUGCACUGGAGGCUGUGUUUACUGAUCUGGAGAUCCUGGCCGCUCUGUUCGCCAGCGCCAUCCAUGAUGUUGAUCACCCUGGAGUUUCCAAUCAGUUUCUCAUCAACACCAACUCGGAGCUGGCCUUGAUGUACAAUGACUCGUCAGUGUUGGAAAAUCACCACCUGGCUGUCGGCUUCAAGCUGUUGCAGGAGGAAAACUGUGACAUCUUCCAGAACCUCAGCAAGAAACAGAGACAGUCACUACGCAAGAUGGUCAUCGACAUGGUGCUGGCCACAGAUAUGUCUAAACACAUGAACUUGCUGGCAGACCUGAAGACCAUGGUGGAGACCAAGAAAGUCACCAGUCUAGGAGUGCUGCUGCUAGACAACUAUUCAGACCGCAUACAGGUCCUUCAGAAUAUGGUCCACUGUGCAGACCUGAGCAACCCCACCAAGCCCCUGGAGCUGUACCGGCAGUGGACUGACCGCAUCAUGGUGGAGUUCUUCACCCAGGGCGACAGAGAGAGGGACAAGGGCAUGGAGAUCAGCCCCAUGUGUGACAAGCACAAUGCUUCCAUAGAGAAGAACCAGGUGGGUUUCAUUGAUUACAUUGUUCACCCUCUCUGGGAGACAUGGGCCGACCUUGUCCACCCUGAUGCUCAAGACAUCCUGGACACCCUGGAGGACAACAGAGAGUGGUACCAGAGCAUGAUCCCCCACAGCCCCACAGCUUCACCCAACCCAGAAGGCCAGGACGAGGCAGACUUUCAUGGUGGAGCCUCAGCACUCGCAGGAGGCGGAGGAGGUGUUAGCUCCAUGUCCGGCGACAAGUUCCAGUUUGAGCUGACCUUGGAAGAGGAGGGAGAGUCUGACACAGAGAGCCCACCUGAAGAGGAGGAAGGCCAUUGUGGAAGCAGGACGGCUGAACACUCAAGAAACGAUUCUGUCUGCAGACUUGAUCCUGGGUCUGCUGCUACUCGUCCGCUUCCCAAAAUGGCCACUGCUGGCGCAGGCAGGACGUUUUCCUCAGACUCUGAUAAAGAUGUGGCAGAGGACAGAGAAACAGACCAGGAAGGAAUUACCGGGGUACCAUGCUUCAGACUAGGGACAUAACACCAGUCAGAAGCGGGUUGUUUUUCUUUUGGACUUUUUUGUUUGUUUGUUUUUCAUUUCGGUGCCUCAUUUUCCCUCACUCCCUCCAAACCAACACCACUACCACCUCUGGUUUCCAUGGACAGGGCGACAACACAAAGCAGGGGAGUGCAAGUUUGGGGGCAGUGGGGGAAGGUGUUAAGGAAGUGCUUAGUUGUACACGGCAGUCACUUGCACUGGAGAGAGAGACAGAUAGACUGAGUCACUGGUCCCUGAGCUCCAGUAGAGGAGAACAGGAAACCAACUUUCUGGCUGGUCUUUUGUGUUCUUUGUCUUUGAGUCAAACAUACGUCACUGUGGGCACAGUAUUUGUUCUUCAAAGACAAUGAGACAUUUAAAAAAAAAAAAACUUCCUAUUUUUUCCAGUCAACUCAAGGUCUACUACAACAAAUGAGAGAAUUGUCUUCCUCUUUUGGACUACUUGUAACUUUUGUGAGGAAAGUGAGGAAGUGAUGAAUGAACGUAACAACAAAACAAAGUCUUGUAAGACUUCAAUUGCCAAAUGUUGCAAUAUACAGGGACUAUGCUGUUUUACCUGCAUUUUUAGUUACUUUGUUUGUUUGUUUGUUUUGUUUGUUUAUGUUGUUAUCUUUAAUUUAGGUCCAAACAUAGUAAAUAGUGAAUCAUGGUAAAUAGGAUACUUUAAAAUGGUAUAAACAAAGUAACAUAAAGACAGAAAAGAGCAGAAAUGACCUGUGUGAUUUUAUGCAGAAAACUUGAAAUGUAGCAGACAUUUUCAGAGAGUCUAUUGUUACUGAUGUAUACUUUGCAAUCCUUUCAAAUGGUGUUGCACGGGCAAUUAAAUUGUGCCCAACAGGCAGUAGUUUCAGAUCAAGAAUAAGACUAUAAUGCACUGCAACUUAAUUGCUGGCAGUACAUAUUAUUUUAAAGCUCUUAAUUGGUUCAGGGUUUUUUCCAUCUUAAUAAUCCACACCAUAACUAGCAGCAAACUGAGCUGGGGGUUAGUAUAGCCAGGGUCAAAUAAUUACAUCCACAGCAGCAUAGGAUGUGCACUUGGUGCCUCCUAGUGUUGAGUAGUGGAACUGAUGUUCUGGAGCAGUGGACAAAAGGAUUUCUAUUGUUUUUGCAUAUAUGGAGAAUUCAGUACAGAAAACUGCCCAGAAUAUCAGUUAUGUUUCAGUUUGGCUGCGCCUUUGUUUGUUUGUUUUUUUGUGUGUGUGUGUUUUUUGUGUUUUUUUUUUUUUUUUUAUCCAAACUCAUUUGUGCAUUCUUGAUAUUUUUGGCACCCGUUUUAUCAGUUUGCCUUCAAGUUUAGCACUUUAGAGUUUUGCUCAUAGCCGAACGCCAACCUGCUUUUAAGGGCUUGAGACAAAACAUGAACACAUUGGAGGCUGUUGACUGAGAAAAAAAAUUGUCAUUGGCUGUAAGGCACCCAGCACAGACAUGUCAACUGUGUGUUUGGAAUAACUUGAGGGAUAUUAGACACUAAGUGCUAUAGUACAACUAUAAAUGAUGCACAAUAUACUAUCCGUUGAAAUCCACUAUUGUUACUAUAUACUGUAAUAUGUCAUACAUGGCACUUACUCAAGUAUGAUUAUUUGUAACAUACACUUAUGAAUUACUGGAUUGAUAAGCAACAGUAUAUUGGUAAUAUUUCAUAAAUAAGAUGUUGGUAAAAAAAAAAAAAAAAAAAAUUACUUGAGGGUUGCAAGAAGGGUUGUGAUAUUGUGGGCUGUGUGCCCAAACCAGGAGGUUACCAAGAGACAGUUUCAUGUGCCAGGUUUUUUUUUUUCACCUUUUUUCUCUCUCUGUCAUUGAUCAAUAUUUUGCUCUUCACAGGGACAAAGCCAAUGACAAAACAAGUGCCAAGCAAGCAUGACACAACCCGUACUGUAAUUUCCAUUUUGCCACUGGCUACUUUCCAUCAGUGACUGAUAAAGUUGGUUGAUUGUAGCACCCUGCGUGCCAAUCUGACCCAUAGUGUCUCUUUCUUUUUUCUUUUUUUUUCUAACUCCUCCCCAAACAAUAACUGAAAACUGAAAAUGUCUUAAAACAGUGAAUUUUGUUUGUAUGAGUGAAUGACUGAGUUGACUUUUUUGAUGUAUUUGCUAAGAAAAACCAAAGCACUUUGUAUGGUACUUUUACAGUUCUGCACUUCCAGUACAGUUGAACAUGUGCAAUGUGACUGUUUCACUGUAAUCUGUCUUUCUGUUUGCAUAUGGCCUGAUGACUAUGGUUCAUGUAAAGUGCACGGGCUGGACCACUGCAGCUCUUAAAGGGGAUGUUGGAGGGAUUGAAGCUUUUUUUUGUAACUGACUGUACAAAAAAUAUGUUUUGGUGAAAUGCAUGACAUUGGCUGUAAAAUCCAAACAGUGUGAAGGGUGUAUAGAGUACUUACAAAACUUGGUCUGUGGACAAACAUGUUUUAUUUUAUUACCAUGAAGUACAGUAAAUCAUGUUAUAAUGUGUGAAAGACCUGGAUUUUAUAUUCAAACCUAGGGUAUUCUUUGGUCAUAGAUGUGUUUAUUGACAUGCUGGGAAAGAUUAGUGCCACCUCUUUGUAGCCAUAAAGAGCACCAGACCAACACUCAAGGAUGCCUUCUGCUCACCACACUAUGGGCUAUGUUAACAACAGCUUUAGCUUUACCAGCACAACACACAAAGGCUCAGUCUUUCUCUCUGCCUGUCACUUAUUGUUUUAUUUUGUAUAUUUUCCUCACAUUGCUUCAUGUACAGUUUAUUUAUUAUUUCUGUAUUAUCUGUCAGAAACAAUGGACUUUUUUGGUCAGAGGCUUAGUACUUAAAUGUAGCUAGCAAUGUGAGAAAGUAAAAUGGGACAGAUUUCAACUAUUACUCUACUUUUAUUUGUGCGCAAAUUACAUGAUACAUAGAGACAAAAAUACUCAGACUUUCAGGUUUUUCUAGGUAUAAGAAUAGUUGAGUGUCAGAUUUUCCUUUGGGUUUUCUGAAACAUUUGUCUUUUCUUGUCUUCCUCUUUGUCCCCUGAUCUGGUCAGAUCUCAUGUUCAUGAAGGAUCUUUCAGUAUUAGAGCGCUGAUCUGCAGCCCAUUUGACUCAUAAGCGAUAGUUUAUUAUAGUCGUAUGGGCUGAGGAGUUGUCCUAAAUCAGUAUUUCUCUUCUGAGACUCUUUAUGAAUAUGAGCCAAGAAUUUUAUUAAUGCAGCCUCGACAAUCCAAACACUGCAGUUUAACUACGGGUGUGUUUGCUCUCUCUGUCUGACUAGAAUUGUAUGCCUGACUUUCCACCUUGCCAAUAAAGAAAAAACUCUUCAUGCUUUCGA